Molecule: messenger RNA, 1653 nt
Organism: Clonostachys rhizophaga
Lineage: Eukaryota; Fungi; Ascomycota; Sordariomycetes; Hypocreales; Bionectriaceae
Source: the annotation of a GenBank genome assembly
AUGUCUUCCACCGGAGAGAAGAAAGUAACCCAAGACGAGGGAAUUCGGCGAGCUUCAACUACGGUCUCUGUUCAGUGUGGCGAAAUCAAACCCAGCUCUGAUGCCGUGACCCAAAGCUUCUAUGCUUCCGCCGUCAGUGAGAGCUAUGCGAGGAAGUCCGAGCUGAUUGCUCAUCACCUUAAUGAAAUAGGGACUGGAAAGUUUCAAUGGAUCUUGUUCAUCGUCAAUGGUUGUGGAUGGAUGAUCGACAAUUUCUGGUCCCAAGGUAUUUCGGCAGUUCGACCCGCGAUCGCAAACGAAUUUACAGACAUCCAACGCCUUAGCUACAGCUCCAUUGCUUACUAUGUUGGCUUGAUCGUGGGGGCUCUCUUCUGGGGAACAGCAGUUGACUUCAUUGGACGGAAACCCGCAUUCAAUGCCACAAUUAUGAUUGGGGCGAUAUUUGCUUGCGCUUCUGCUGGCUCACAGAACUUUGUGACGUUCUGUUCUCUGUGGGCUGUAAUUGGUACCGCUGCCGGAGGAAAUGUCCCCGUUGAUAGCAUUGUUUUUCUCGAAUUUGUGCCACAAACCCACCAGUGGCUUCUAGUGACGCUCUCUGCCUGGUGGAACUUUGGCCAAGCAGUGGUCUCGCUGCUUUCGUGGGUGUUCCUGGCCAACUUUGCUUGCUCGGCCGAUCAGGCACCUUGCCUCAGACAGAAUAACAUGGGCUGGCGAUAUUUGAUGAUCACGCUCGGAGGUAUUGCGCUUGCACUUGGUCUGCUCCGUAUCUUUGUCUUCAAGAUCCCAGAGUCCCCCAAGUUUCUCCUAUCUAAGGGCCACGACGCCCAAGCCGUUGAAGCCGUCAACUACAUUGCCAGAUACAAUGGCAAGCCCGAGACCUUGACCCUCGACAUGCUACAGGAGAUUGACCGCCAGAUCGCCGCUCAAAACGCUUCGACCAACCAAACCAACGUCUCUGAUGAUGCACAAUCUACCGCAAUUACUCCGGUUCAAACAAAGCUCUCUACAAUGGAUAUCAUGAAAGAGAGCUUCAAGGAUUUCAACGCUAGCAACUACAAGGCUCUGUUCGCUGGAAAGAAAAUGGCCCAACACUCCAUCGUCACAUUUCUCAUCUGGCUCACGAUCGGAGUUGCGUACCCGCUCUUCUUUGCUUUCAUUACUUCUUACAUUGAGGCCAACUCCCACUACACAAGCGACACGUCUUUCAACCGUACAUACGUCAUCUACAUCAUCGUGUCUGUUGUCGGUGUUGUUGGACCGGUCUCAGCUGGAUUCGCUGUUGAGACUCGCUUCGGAAGACGAUAUAUGAUGGCCCUGAGUGCGGCUCUCACAGGCGUGUUUCUUUUCGCCUACACGACUGUCAAAUCCGAGGCUGCUGAUAUCGGCUUCCAGUGUGCAACAGCCAUUCUGGGCAACUUUGAAUAUGCUGUCAUGUUUGCAUUUACGCCUGAAAGUUUCCCAGGCCCUGUGCGAGGAACCGGAACAGGAAUCGCAGCAACCCUUCUCCGAUUCGGUGGUCUUGUUGCGAGCUUUGUGUCCUCUUACGCUGGUUAUACUGUUGUGCCUAUCUACGCAAGUGCAGCGCUAUGGAUUCUUGUUGGCGUAAUGUGCUUCGGUCUUCCGUAUGAGACACAUGGGAGAGCUUCUAUGUAG